Messenger RNA from Octopus bimaculoides (California two-spot octopus), 11987 nucleotides. Its product is annotated as semaphorin-1A. The record is from RefSeq and is a predicted model, not a curated record. Gene Ontology annotation, molecular function: semaphorin receptor binding; chemorepellent activity. Gene Ontology annotation, biological process: semaphorin-plexin signaling pathway; axon guidance; neural crest cell migration. Gene Ontology annotation, cellular component: plasma membrane. Lineage: Eukaryota; Metazoa; Mollusca; Cephalopoda; Octopoda; Octopodidae.
GAAAGAGAAAGAGAAGGCUGUGAAAAAGAAAUUCUAAGAAGGAAAAAAAGAUGUUAAAAAACGAGGUAGAGAGAUGUGGGUAUUAAAGAGAGCGCUGUCCAGAUUGUUGUGAGGAGUAAAAAUAUACUGAAAAAGGAAGACAAAGAAGAAAUAGAGAGAAGCAAAGACGAAGAAACAGAGCAUAACGAGAGGAAAGCAAAUUAGUGAGGUGGAAAAAGAAAGGAUAGGAUUGAGGAAUGAGAUGAAGUAUGAGGAGAGAAGAGAAAGACGAAGAAAUUCAAGAGGAACGAAGGAAAGUAAGGUAAAUUGGUAGAGAAAGAGAAAGCUUGGCUAAGUAAUGGAAAUGUAUGAGGAGAAAGAGAAAUAUAAGGUCUGUGUGUGAGCUGGAGUGAGAAAAACGGGAGGAAAAAGAAAGAGUAAAUGAUAAGGGAGGGUAAUACAAAGGAUAGAGUAAUACAAUAGCGAAUGAGAAAGUAACUGCAAUUAACGAAGAGAGAGAAAGAAUAAAGUAAAGCGAAGACGAAGAGAAACGAUGGAGUAAAUGGUGUAUUGGAGUAAGAAGAACACGCAGUGAGGUAGAUAGAGAGAAGUGUUACUAAGAGGGAUAGAGUGAGUGCGAUAGUUCGAAAGCAGAGAGUAACAGAGAAAAAGAAAGCAAAGCAAAGUGAGAGAGUGUAACGAGCCGACAGUCAGUCAAACAGAAAGACAGACAGGCAGCCUGGCUGACAAGACUCCACAUUUCCACGUUAAGUGAUACAUACAAACAUAUAUAUAUAUAUUUGUAUAUAUAUAUACAUAUAUUUAUAUGAAGAGAGAGAGAGGGAGGGAGAGAGAGGGGGUGCACAUACACACGCAUACAUAAGUGUAAGUAAAUUACUGUAUGCAUACACCAUACAUAUAUACACUUGUUACUACAACCGCCUCACGCUGACGCACACACACACAUACAGAGAGGGAGAGUCUCAUACGCAUGCAAUAUAACUCUUUCCCCCCUCUCUCUCUCUCAAUCUCUCAGUCCCUCCCCCCCACCUUCUCACAAACACAUUUCUCGGCAAUGAACAAACACAAGCGGAAGGUGUUUCGAUCUAAGCGCUGUGCUCUAAGUUUCACUAUGGACACUACAACUACACCAACACCAGCAGCACAACCACCGCCACUACCACUACUACCACCACCAUCAACAACAGCAACAACAACAAACGGUCAAAAGUGGAUUACACUCCAGUCAUGGUUUCUCCGGCAUUAGAGGAAGAAGACGAGGACGAAACUCCCUGAACAACAACAACAACAAUAAUAUUAACAAAUCAACACAUUCACCAUACCACAAGCAAUAUAAACAAAACAUAUCUUUGAUGUAUAAUAUAUAUUAGUUAUUAUAUAUAUAUCUGUCCAUCUACAUCUGUCUAUAUAUAUUUAGAUAGAUAGUUAUAUAUAUAUAUAUAUUUAUAGAUAGAUUUUAUUUGUGCUUUCUGUAUAAUUUUUAUAGCAUCCUUUUCUCUUUUUCCCAUUCUUUAUAUUUUAGUGAUGUUACAGGUAUAGUUAGCCUUUCUAUACACACACAUAUAUAUAUAUUUAUAUAUAAAUAUUAUUUUAUUUUAAUCUAUCGUUUAGUUUCGUAUACAUAUCUAUCAAUCUAUCUAUCUGUAUAUAUAUCGUUGAGUUUAUAUAUGUAUCUCCUUUGAGUCAGUAUCUAACUAGUAUCUUGAUAUCAUAUCUCAAAAUCCUUAUCUACCAUCAAUUACAAACUCUUUUAUCUUCCAUCGAAGAAAAUUGUUGAAGUGAUAAAGAAAGAGUGAGAGAAACUGUUGUUGAAUGUUUUAAUUGUUUAUUUUCUAGAGUCAGUGGAUUUGUUUAUGUCGCGUGUGCGUGUGUGUAUGCAUGCGUGUGUGUUCUGUUUAACAGUGUAGUUUUUAUUUUGUGAUAGUAUAGUGUAGAUAAGCGAGUGUAGAGGUUACAUUUCCCCACUCCGCACAGUUAAACCAUCUUCCUCGACUUUUAUUAAUUACAAAUAACAUACAUGUAUAUCUGUAUAUCAACAUAUCAACCUGUACAUGUCGAUAUGUAUAUAGACCAUAUAUAUCUAUUUGACAAACUUUAACUAUGUAAACUACAGUUAAACAAAACGAACUAAACAAUUAUUAGAAAAGAAAGAGAAAGAAGACAAAAACAUCCUACAGAAACAAACCUAAACUUAUAACGAUACCAAUUGUUGCACACCCCUACCUAACCGAUAUCAAAUACGCAAAACAAAAUAACAGAUCACAUUGUAAAAGUUCAUUUAUAUUUGUUGUGAGUUUUAAGUAUGUAUAUACGUAUAUAAAAAUUCUAUAUAUAUAUAUAUAUUUAAAACUCACACAUAUUUAAAAUUAUAUAUAAAUACAUACGUAUAUACCUGCAUAUAAGUUAGUUGAAAUAGAAUAUUUGUUUUUGAAGUGAUAUUUCCACUUGUAUAUAAAGGUACAUACAAACAGCAAAUUAACGGGAAAAAAAGGGGGAUUUUAUUUUUAGGGAGAAAUAACAUACACACACACAAGACAGAUAAGCAGAAGGUCAGAUUUUAAAACAGAAGCAGGAAAAAUCAAUUAUUAACCACCGAUAUAAAUCACCACCACAACAACAACAUCAACAACAAUUCUUGGAAAUAUUUAUUAAUUUGUUUUUAAUUCCCAUUUCGUCUUCCUUUAAAACAAAAUAUUAAAAAAGAAAGUAUUUAUUUCUGAUCAGUUGUGAAUUUUCUUUUCUAUUUAAAUUUUAACAGUUGAAAAUUAGAAGAAAAAUAGUAAGCAUAACUUGAUAAUAAUGCUUAUAAAUAUAUCUUAAAUUACCCAAAACCAAAUUAAGAAUAUCUAUAUAUAUAAAAUCCCUCCCCUACACUUCAUCCCUAUCCAUUACAAUAAUCACCUGAAAAUAUAGAUAAUAAACUAUAUAUAUAUAUAUAUUUAUGCAUAUAUAUAUAUAUAUAUAAAUUCAAAUACACACAUACACACAUAUAUAUAUAUUAAUUGCAAAGUGAGAGAAAAACCAAGGAAAACCUUGCGGAUUUUCUUUCGCCAGCUAUGGAAAGCUGGUGUCAGCGAACAUUAACAUUGGGGAAGUACACUGUUACCAUUUUUCUUGGAUUUUUCUGCACACUACUGGUGGAACCAAUUCGCUGUGUGGACGAGCGGUUUUUGUGGAAACCAAACUCGGAAGUUGUAAUACAAGGAGUUGGCAAUGGAAUCGAAUGGUUUACGAGGAACGAGACACGGCCGAACCAUUAUCGCAUACUUAUGGUUCAAGGCGAUAACAUGAUGGUGGCAGCAAGAAAUCACUUUUACAACAUCAGUAUGAUAUCUUUACAAGAAAACAUGCAUUCUGAAUGGAAUGCAUCCUCAUCUGCAGUUAACAGUUGCACAAUUCGAGAUAAACCCGAGAAUUGUCAGAACUACAUACGUGUUAUUGCCCUUAAUGAGACGAAUUUGUUUGUUUGUGGCACCAAUGCAUUUAAGCCUAUUUGUCGGUCCUAUGAUAUUGAGCAUGGCAGUUAUGUUACUCGUUACGAAUAUAAUGGAGUUGGAAAAUGUCCAUUUGACCCAAAGCAUAACAGCACGGCAAUACUCGUAGACAACCAUCUCUUUACUGCCACGGUUACAGAUACAUCCGGUCGGGAUCCUUUAAUAUUUAGGGAGAUGAUCCGUACAGAACAACAUGACUCCAGAUGGCUAAAUGAACCUGACUUUGUCAGCACUUUUGCAUAUGGCGAUAAAGUUUAUUUCAUUUAUAGAGAAGCAGCUGUUGAAAACAUAAACUGUGGGAAGGUGGUUUUUUCUCGUAUCGCUCGAGUUUGUAAAGCAGAUCAAGGAGGUCUGAGGUCACUAGGUGGAAUCUGGACAACUUUCUACAAAGCACGGUUAAAUUGCUCAAUUCCAGGAGAAUUCCCAUUUUACUUCAAUGAAGUUGAACAUGCAACUAAUGUCUUAAGCGGGAACCAUAUCUCCUCUAGGAAAUUUGAUAAAAGUCAUGAUAUCUUUUACGCAAUAUUCAAUACACCCGAGAAUAGUGCCCCUGCUUCGGCUGUCUGUGCAUUUUCCAUGAAGCAAGUCAUCAAGACAUUUAAGGGUCGUUUCAAGGGUCAGAAAUCAGCAGGCCACAACUGGUUGCCAGUCAGCAAAGAUGAGACUCCAAAUCCUCACCCGGAAGCGUGCCAACAAAAUUCAAAGCAAAUUGAUGAUGAAACACUGAACUUCAUCAAGUCUCAUCCUCUAAUGAAUGAUGCUGUACCAAGUCUUGGAGAUCAACCGAUUUUGGUUUAUACUGGCUUCAAUUACAGAUUCACUAGAGUUGCCGUACAUCCACAGUACCAAGCAGUGGAUGGUCGAAAAUAUGAUAUUCUCUUCAUUGGUACAGAUGAUGGUCAUGUUUUGAAAGUGGUGAACAUUGACCAAGGGAAAAAAGUCCGAAGCAUUGUCAUCGAAGAAAUAAAGGUUUUCCACCAUGGAGCCAAAGUGGAAGGUUUAGAAGUGUAUCAUAAUUUUGGAAUGGAGAAACUUGUUAUCGUAUCAAGUGACGAUAUUGUAUCAAUACCUUUACAUCGGUGCCAUGAGAAGAAAUCUUGCAAGGAAUGUGUGGCCCUACAAGAUCCAUAUUGCUCCUGGCUAGAUGGCAAGUGUUCAGCUUUUACAAGUCAAGGAGAAAUUUCUCAAAUUCAGGACAUCCGUUAUGGCUUCCAUGCACGAUGUGAAGAAGAAGAAAUAAAUGUCUACCACCUGGGAAGCCUCCCAAACAUGAACAAAUCCGCUAGACAGAUGCCUACAACAGCAACGACCACCACCACCACCACCACCACGACUACCACACCAGUUCCUAAGACCACUUCGAAGUACUUUGCAAGAUGUCCACCUUGUAAACCAUGUAUAACACCUGAUCCCAAGAUUCUUGUCAGGAGACCGGAUGCCAAGUUUCCUUGGCCAACACAGCUGUCUGAUGAUCAUCGACCAAUUGAGUCACGAAACCAUCUGACUACGGCUGAAUUUAUUCCGACUCCCAUUUUUAUCGGUUCGCUGGUUUUUGUCUUCCUGUUGGCAAGUGGGCUUGGUUUCAUUGUCGGUUUUAAAGUGAGCACCUGCAAAGAUUCUCAGGACAAUGAUUCGACGAUUGAUGAUGCUACGGCAAAUCUGCGUGUCCACCAAGAAAAUGACCACUAUUACGCCAAACCAGAUAAUCGUGCUCCGACAAAAUACAACAACUACUGGGACGGCUCUCCAAGAGCUGGCAAAGUACCAAACAAUGGUUCUGAAUUCCGACCUGUGAACACUUAUACAAAUGUCAAAGGGAAGACCUAUUUAUAGCCAAGUGAAAAAUGGAAAGAAAAAAAACUGAUAAAGAAAUAAAAACAAAAAUAAAAUAUAAAUAAGAAAAGCAAAAAAAUCCAAAUAACCAAAAUAAAACAAAAAAUACAAAAAUGAAACAAAAACAAAAAAAUAUCUAAAGGGGGAAAGACACAACUCCACUGUGAAAGGAGAGGGGGGACUUUCAUUAUCAAUAAUUAAGAAUUAUUAUGAUUGAUCACUGUCAUCAUAAUUAUUGAUUAUUUAUGAUUACAGCUAUGAUUUCUUUUUAAUGUCUUAGUCAGUUCCUAUUAUCAUUAUUACUAUUAUUUAUUAUUAUCAAUAUUAUUUUUAUUUUUAUUAUUAUGAUUAUUUUAUUGAAAGGGAAGAUGGAGAUUUUAGCAGAAAUACUUGAGAGCUGCAUCAGUCUUUUAGUCUUGUCUCUCUCUCUCUCUCUCUCUCUCUCUCUCUCUCUCUUUAUAUAUAUAUUGCUAUCUUCAUUCUGUGUUCAAAUCUCACCAGUGGUAGUUUUUUUUUUUUUUUUUUUUUUUUUUUUUUUUUUUUUUGCCUUUCAUUCCUCUGGUGUUGGUACUGGUGGCUGUGUCAAAAGGUUGAUAAAAACAAGUUCCCAGUACCCCCUUAUAACAUUAAAUGGUGGUAGUGUUCAUUCAAUCAACUAUUAAUUAUUAAUUAACUAAUGCUCUUCUCUUGAACUAUUUGGCUUUGUGCUUAUAUAAAGAGGAGGAGGAGGAGGAGGAGAUGAUGAAGGAAAAAAUAAACAUUGCCUAAAAAUAAUAAAGAAAGAAAAAUCAUUUUGUUUUUCUGGCUCAUGGUAAACCUUCUUCAGUGAUAAGAAUUUUGGCAACCCAGUUUCAAUUCCUGUUUGUAACCGUUUCACAUAUAUUCAAUGCAUCACUUUUCUUUCUUUUUUAUCUUUUCUUUUUUUCUUUUUGCCCCAGAGAUGGGAAAGGCUGGAAGGUAAAAAAAAUAUGAUUAUAAUUAAUAUAGAAUGAUCAUAAAUAUCAAGGUGUUACCAUUUCUCUCACUACAUGCCUAACCCUAUAAAAUACACAUAAACCUUCCCUUUAAAACUUUUGCUGGGCUGAUUGAGGCAAAUGAAAAUAAUAAGAAACAAUGGCCAUCAUUGUCAUCAUCAUGGUGAUGGGGUGGCUGAAUUGUUAGUGUCAGACAAAAUGCCUCGCUCUAUUUGUCCUGCAUCUUUACGUUCUGAGUUCAAAUCCCACCGAUGUCAACUUUACCUUUCAUACUUCUGGGGUCAAUAAAAUAAAGUAUCAGUUAUGUGCUGCAGACAACAGAGAAUUGACUAUUUCCUCUUUUCAAAUUCAUCACCUUGUGCCAUUAAUUGGAGGAGAAGGAACAGUUGAUUCUAUAUUAUUGUCAUCUUCGUCAUCAUUAUUGUUAUGAUUAUAAUUAUUAUUAUCAUCAUUAUUAUUAUUACUAAAUUGGUAAGCUGCCAGAAUCAUUUGCACAUUGGGCAAAAUGCUUAGUGGUAUUUUAUUUGCCUUUACAAUCUGAGUUCAAAUUCUGCCAAGGUCAACUUUGCCUUCCAUCCUUUCAAGGUUGAUAAAAUAAGUACCAGCUGAGCACUGGGGUUGAUAUAAUCAACUAGCUCCCUCCUCCAUUAUUAUCAUUAUUAUUACUAUAAAUAUUUUUUUUUCUUUUUUUAAUUGAUCUUUAACCUCAUCUUUUUCUGCUUCUCAAUGGUUUAUAUUUUUCUUACUAAAAGAAGAGAUAAUAUUUACGUUCCUUAACAACAACAGCAGCAACAAGAACUUCAACAAACAAGAAAAAAAAAACCCCAGUUACAAUCAAAAUAAAUUUAUAAUUAAUUCAGAAGAGAAAAUACAAAAGUAAUACAUACACAGAGUAUAUAUAUAUAUAUAUAUAUAUAUAUAUAUAUAUAUAUAUAACAUGAGUAUAUCUGCUGUUUUUCGUCUUGCUUACAUUGUUUUUUUUUCCAUUAAUUUUGUCAAGUGUGAGGAAUUAGGAGUGCUUAAGAAGGGGAAUGAUGUUGGUGUGAUCAUUAACAAACAUUAGUGUAUCCCUGCUACUUACAUGUUUGGGCAUCAUAUGAAUGAAAAGAGAUUCAUUGAUACAUGCUGCAAAGGUUGAAUUUGAAACGAGUUUCACCUGAAGGUCACACAGUAGCUUGAAACUUGAGUCAUGAGACAAACUGUCAGCUUCAUUUUCAAUAAAAAAAAACUAUAUAUAUAUUGUAUAAAGGAUCUUAGGUGAGGCCAGAACAAUGCAAAGUAAAAGCAAAGCGAACCACAAGAAAACAAAUAUGUGAAUUAAUGUAGACUUACCUUGCAUUCAGUAUUUCGGGGUUAUGACCUCAUCCUCAAGAAAUCAAUGAAUGGGUUCAUUACCCCAAAAUAUUGAAUGCAAGGUAAGUCUACAUUAAUUCACAUAUUUGUUUCCUUGUGAUUUGCCUUGCUUUUACUUAGCAUUGUUCUAGCCUUACCCACGAUCCUUUAUACAAUAUAUUCUACACAAUGCUUCAUAGUAACUAUUCCAUUAUAUAUAUAUAGUGACAAAGGUGGUCCUCAAAUGUGUUUGAUCAUAAGUGAGUCAGGUCUCAACUCAGGCUGAAUGAUGAGCAGAAAAGAUUCACAGCCUACUGCUUCCUUUUACUGACCUUUUCAUCACUUUUCGCUGUCAUUUUGUUGUCUGCAUCAGCCUACCGAUCACCCAGUCGUUACCACCAUCACCACCUCCAUUUACAUUAAUUGGGAGUUUGCAAGAUGCAGAGAGCAAGGAGAGUUUGUAGAGUAUGCAAUUUCUCUCCCUUGUAGCUCAGCAUUGCACUGGUUGUCACUUUGCACCACCUGAAUCAAAGAAAUAGCCCAUACUCGGCUGAUCUAGAUGCUCACCCUCAAAUUAUUUCCUGCUGUCUUAAAAAGUAAGGACACAUUGCCCAAUGUAGUUAGAGAUAUGCUAUAUCUGGAAAUGAAAUUAGAUAGUUAUGACUGGAAUGCCUUUAAUGAUAGGGUUUUCUGCUUAAUACCACUAUCACCUCUACAACUAUCUCCAUUGUGGGCUGCUGUGUGUUAAGAGUAGGAAGGAGUCAUGGUGGGUGUAUAGGGUUGUAUUGAGUGACUAAUGAUUAAUGAGGCCAUCAACAUCCGAUAUUAUAACUGCUGCUAUUAUCACUGCUCUGUGUGUAUGUGUGAGUGAUAAACGUGCAUUACCCAAUGCAUAUCGACUGCUCUUGGUUCACGAUCACCACAAUUACUAGCACCAUAUUUGCUGUGAGGGUAUAGGUAUGAUUGUGUGUUUGCAGGUUGGGAGAUAUGUAAUUUAUUAGCUGAACUUCUCUUCAUCUCUUUCCACUACUCUCACAACCAAGACCACCCUGUGAAACUACCUGGCCACUGGUACCAUAUCUGCUGUGAUAUAUGAUAAGUGUGUGAAGGGGGGAAGAGAGUGGAGUUAUUCUGAACCUUUUCCCCCAUUACACCUGACCAACACUUGUGGUCACUUCAUCUGCUAAAAAUAGCAAUGAAGUCUCCUUCAAAUCACACCAUACCAUCUUAGAAAAGGAUAUGUUGGGUUAAUGUCCUCCUGGCUUCUCUGUACCCAGGGAUGGUCACGCCUGGGAACCUUUUGAUCAUUGGUCUGCUUGGUCAUGGCUGACCUGAAACCGAACAGCUAUAACAACCAUAACCAAAAAAGCCAAUGAGGAGGACUCCUUACAUGCUAGAAAUUCAAGCCAAAUCUUAUUUCAUAUUGCCAUCAUUAAAAAGAAAAAAAAGUGUUAUGGUUGAAGCAUCUUUGAUGAUAUCUGCUUGUUUCAGUAUGAUCCCGAGCUAAGCAUCCUGACCAUGAUCCAGUCACUUUUGUCUGUGAUCAUCCCUUACCAUUUUUUGAUGUGAGAUUGUGUAUGCAUAUCAAAGAGUAGUGAUGGUAGACGGGGUGGGGAGAGGGUAUCAUUGAUUCCCUUUCCACUCCUUUUCUCAAUACACUUGACUGCUUUUAUGAUGACUAACACCAUCAUUAUUAUAUUAACUCUGACUAAUACUAUUAACAUCUUGAUGUGUAGGUGUAGUAAGGGGUACCAUGACUGUUAUGUAGUUUACUGUUUGACCUCCUCCUCUUACCUGACUGACACUCCUACUACCACAAUAGGGACUUCCACCACCAUUAUCAUUAUCAUCAUCGUCAUCAACACUGCUUCUACUGCGACUAAUCCCAGCAUUCAUUGUGUCUAGUACAAGGUUGUACGAGAGGUUUGUGCACUUAAUUAAUUAACAAAUAUACCCACCAUCACAUUUAUCAAUACUGAGCAACUACUGACCAAUCAUUCUAUCCACUCAAGACUAUUAACAUUAUUAUAGGCCACAAAGCAAUGCACUAGAGCCUCUAUCUGCACAACUGUGGCAUACAUAGCUUAGCAUUGGACACCUUAGACCUAUGGGAUUCCCAAAUAACAGCUCAGGGUCUCCAUGCCUUAUUGCAGCACUGCUAUCCCAUGAUCACUGACCAUCUAAAACUAUUGUUGCUAUAGCUACUCUCCCAUCAACUAGGACUAAUCAAGGUGACUCUUAUAAAGUUUGCUAUGAGCGCAGGUAAUAUAUAAUAUUUUGAGGACCAAUGAUGUUUGAACUUUUUGAUGAAGGAAUCUUUCUGAAUUGUUGGAUAAUUUUGGCCCCUAUUCAUAAGUAAUUAAAAUGCUUUAUUUUGUGAGAUUUAAAAUUUUGUUUUAUUCUUUUUUUUAUACAUGUGUGAAUAUAUGUGUAUCUAUACAUAUGUGUGUAUGUGUAUAUAUUUCUUUACCAAGGAUAGUAUUGACAGUACUUUGAUGAUAACUUGGUCGGUUGAAACUUCGAUGUCACUGUUAAAAAUAUUCUUGUCAAAGAAUAAUGAAUUUGUACUCUACCUAAUGUAGAGAAAUCCUUCAGUUUAAUGUAAAUUUGUUUUUAUUAUUACAUAGAAACAAACGUUAAUACGGAUUACUGAACAUGCAUACAGAAUGUAUGUGCUUUGCUUGUCUGCCAGCCGGCUGCGAUUUAACAUGGAGGAGAUGACUCUUUCAAAGUGCUGUAAUACAUAUAUAUAUAUAUAUAUAUACGAUCACACAAAUGUGCAUUUAUACAUGCACACAUGCUUAUCUGUGUGCAUGUACAUAUGCAUUCACAUACUUAAAUGCAUAUUUUAAGAUAUUUAAUGUCAGUCAUAUAUCUUUUAAAGAUAUAUAUAUAUAUAUAUAUAUAUAUAUAUAUACAGGCAGUAAUGCAUGCGUGCAUAUUUAGUAAUUGCAUAUAAUAGAGCUUCAGUACUUUAUCAUAAAUUAUAAGCACAUAUAUACGCAAACACAUAUGGACAUGUUCCAUUUUACAAGCAUAUACAGAUGCAUAAGUGCACAUACAGAUACACAUGUAUACACACACCAAGCCUUAGUCAUUCAUUAAGUCAUAAUUCAACACUCUUUUGUCAUUUAAUUUUCUCAUCAUUUGUUAAUGUUAUUGUUGCUGCUGUUACUACUGCUAAACAGGAGUUGAUAAUACAGAAUUUGUGAUUGAAAAAAAAAUGGAAGAGAGGGACAAGACAAAAGACAAUAUUAUGGAAGGAAAAUGGAUUGUUUUAAUAUAGUUUUGCUAUAUAUACAUAUGUGCGUGUGUGUGAGAGAGAGAAAGAGGAAGAGUCAAUGUGUAUGUAUAUUUCUUUUCUGGGAGAUUUCUUCAUUCAUAUUUUGAUCAAUGUUGUGAGACAUAUCUCAUUUUUAUCUACCUAUCUAUAUGUAUGCGUGUCUAUAUAUAUAUAUAUAUAUAUGUGAAUAUAUACAUAUGCAUAGACAUAUAUUCAUGCAUAGAUUUAUAUGCAUAUAUGUCUGUGUCUCUCUCCAUAUAUAUAUAUGUACAUGCAUAUAUGUAUACAUACAAGGAAAUGUACAUAUGUGUCUAUGUAUAUACUCGGAUAAGUUUGUGUGUGAGCAUACAGAUAUAUAUUUGCAUAUACAUGUUUAUCCACAUAUGUAUAUUCAUUUGCUGAUAUAUAUAUAUAUAUAUAUAUACACACACACACACACACAUGUAUAGUCAUGUGUAUACACAUAAAUACAUAUAACUAUAUUCCUAUAGAUACUUAUGUAUGUACAUAUGUAUAUGUGUGUGUUUGAGUAUAAGUAUAUAUAUAAGUGUGUGCACAUGUAUAUGGCUAUAUAUACAUAUACCUAUGUAUAUAAACAUGUAUACAUAUACAGAUACCCAUGCAUAUAUGUGUAUAUAGAUAUGUUUAUAUGUAUGUACAUAUUUGUAUAUGUAUAUACACACAUUUGUAUAUAUUUUUAUAUGUACACACAUAUAUAUAUACUUAUAUUUAUAUACAUAUACACAUUAUGCAUAUAUAUAUAUACAUAUUUAAAUAUAUGUAAAGAUAUGUAUGUAUAUCAUUUAUUUAUAAAUAUGUAUAUAUAUUUUUUUAGUUUUACACCUGCUUGGUGUAUGUUUUUUGUGAAUGUAUAUGUGUGUGUGUAUAUAUAUAAUAUAUAUAUAUGCAUGUAUAUAUAUACACAUACAUAUACAUACACCUUAUUUUUAAAAUCUACCAUUUUUUCCCUUCUAUCUGGUUUGAUCACAACAUUCCAAUGAAUUUUUGCUAAAUGGACAGAAGAAUAUAAAUAAAUGACAAAAAGAAAAAAAAAUGAUAAAAAAAUGAACA